This is a messenger RNA of Fukomys damarensis (Damara mole-rat), 6435 nucleotides long. RefSeq names its product ER membrane protein complex subunit 1 (gene Emc1). Gene Ontology annotation, cellular component: EMC complex. Bases 13 to 3069 code for a protein of 1018 amino acids. The record is from RefSeq and is a predicted model, not a curated record. Gene Ontology annotation, biological process: protein folding in endoplasmic reticulum. NCBI's taxonomy places the organism in Eukaryota, Metazoa, Chordata, Mammalia, Rodentia, Bathyergidae. The transcript is spliced from 24 exons. Gene Ontology annotation, molecular function: protein binding.
GGUCGCAACUCUAUGGUUCCGGGAGGCGGGGCCUGCGGCCCGGUGCAUGCUGGGCCGGCGGCGGACUGUGCGGGGGCUGCAGUCAUGGCCGCCGUUCUGUUUUCUGGGCUCUGGUUAUGGGCUGUGUUGCUUGUCCCUGCGGCCGCGGUGUACGAAGACCAAGUGGGCAAGUUUGAUUGGAGACAGCAGUAUAUUGGGAAGCUCAAGUUUGCCUCCUUGGAAUUUUCCCCAGGAUCCAAGAAGUUGGUUGUGGCCACAGAGAAGAAUGUGAUUGCAGCGUUAAAUUCUCGUACUGGGGAAAUCUUGUGGCGCCAUGUUGACAAAGGCUCGGCAGAAGGGGCUGUGGACGCCAUGCUGCUCCACGGACAGGAUGCAGUCACUGUGUCUAAUGGAGGCCGCAUCAUGCGCUCCUGGGAGACUAACAUUGGGGGCCUCAACUGGGAAAUAACCUUGGACAGUGGCAGUUUCCAGGCACUUGGGCUGGUAGGCUUGCAGGAGUCAGUGAGGUACAUCGCGGUCCUGAAGAAGACGACUCUCUCUCUCCAUCACCUCUCCAGUGGGCACUUGAAGUGGGUGGAGCAUCUCCCAGAAAGUGACAGUAUCCACUACCAAGUGGUGUAUUCCUACGGCUCUGGGGUAGUGUGGGCCCUCGGCGUUGUGCCCUUUAGCCACGUGAACGCCGUCAAGUUUAACGUGGAGGAUGGAGAGAUUGUUCAGCAGGUCAGGGUUUCGACUCCGUGGCUGCAGCGUCUCACUGGAGCCUGUGGCAUGGUGGCAGAGGCUGUCUUGGUGUGCCCUGACCCGGGCUCGCGCUCUCUUCACACUUUGGCCCUGGAGACAGAAUGGGAACUGCGGCAGAUCCCACUGCAGUCUCUUGAUUUAGACUUUGGAAGUGGAUUCCAGCCCCGAGUGCUGCCCACACAGCCUAACCCUGUGGAUCCGUCUCGGCCGCAGUUCUUUCUGCAGUUGUCCCCAAGCCACUAUGCCCUGCUGCACUACCACCAGGGGACUCUGAGUCUGCUCAGACACUUCCCCCAGACUGCCCUUGUGAGCUUUGCCACUACCGGGGAGAAGACAGUGGCUGCAGUCAUGACCUGUCGGAAUGAAGUGAAGCCUAGCAGUUCUGAAGAUGGGUCCCUGGGGAGCUUUUUGGAGAAGGCCACUGUACAGGACUCAGUGGCUUGCUUCAAUCAGACCUACACAGUUAACCUCUAUUUAGUGGAGACGGGUCGACGGCUGCUGGACACCACGAUUACGUUCAGCCUGGAGCAGAACGAUACUCGACCUGAGCGACUCUACAUCCAGGUGUUCUUGAAGAAGGAUGACUCAGUGGGCUACCGGGCCUUGGUGCAGACGCAGGACCAUCUGCUACUUUUUCUGCAGCAGCUGGGGAAGGUGGUGCUGUGGAGCCGUGAGGAGUCCCUGGCAGAGGUGGUGUGCCUGGAGAUGGUGGACCUCCCCCUGACUGGGGCACAGGCAGAGCUGGAAGGAGAAUUUGGCAAGAAAGCAGCAAUUCAAGACGGCCUGCUGGGGAUGUUCCUAAAACGCCUCUCGUCUCAGCUCAUCCUACUGCAAGCGUGGACUUCCCACCUCUGGAAAAUGUUCUACGAUGCUCGGAAGCCCCGAAGUCAAAUUAAGAACGAGAUCAACAUUGACACCCUGGCCAGGGAUGAAUUCAACCUGCAGAAGAUGAUGGUGAUGGUAACAGCCUCGGGCAAGCUUUUUGGCAUUGAGAGCAGCUCUGGCACCAUUCUGUGGAAACAGUACCUACCCAGUGUCAAGCCAGAUUCCUCCUUUAAGCUGAUGGUCCAGAGAACUACUGCUCACUUCCCCCACCCCCCACAGUGCACACUCUUGAUAAAGGACAAGGAAACAGGAAUGAGUUCUCUGUACGUCUUCAAUCCCAUUUUUGGGAAGUGGAGUCAGGUAGCCCCCCCGGUGCUGAAGCGCCGUGUCUUGCAGUCCUUGCUUCUCCCAGUCAUGGAUCAAGACUAUGCCAAGGUCUUGCUGUUGAUAGACGAUGAGUACAAGGUCACAGCUUUCCCAGCCACUCGGAAUGUCUUGCGACAGCUGCAUGAGCUUGCCCCAUCCAUCUUCUUCUAUUUGGUGGAUGCAGAGCAGGGGCGGCUAAGUGGAUAUCGGCUUCGAAAGGACCUCAGCACUGAACUGAGCUGGGAGCUGACCAUCCCCCUGGAGGUGCAGCGGAUCGUCAGGGUGAAGGGGAAGCGCAGCAGCGAGCACGUCCACUCCCAGGGCCGGGUGAUGGGGGACCGCAGUGUGCUCUACAAGAGCCUGAACCCCAACCUGCUGGCCGUGGUAACAGAGAGCACGGACGGUCACCACGAGCGCACCUUUAUCGGUGUCUUCCUCAUUGAUGGAGUCACGGGGCGCAUCAUCCACUCCUCGGUGCAGAAGAAAGCCAAGGGCCCUGUCCACAUCGUGCACUCAGAGAACUGGGUGGUGUACCAGUACUGGAACACCAAGGCUCGGCGCAAUGAGUUCACAGCCUUGGAGCUCUACGAGGGGACCGAGCAGUACAAUGCCACCGCCUUCAGCUCUCUGGACCGCCCACAGCUUCCCCAGGUCCUACAGCAGUCCUACAUCUUCCCCUCUUCCGUCAGUGCCAUGGAAGCCACCAUCACUGAGCGGGGCAUCACCAGCCGACACCUGCUGAUUGGGCUACCUUCCGGAGCAAUUCUUUCUCUCCCUAAGGCCUUACUAGAUCCCCGGCGUCCUGAGAUCCCAACAGAACAAAGCAGAGAGGAGAACCUAAUCCCCUAUUCUCCAGAUGUACAGAUCCACGCAGAGCGAUUCAUCAACUAUAAUCAGACCGUCUCUCGAAUGCGUGGUAUCUACACAGCUCCCUCGGGCCUAGAGUCUACAUGUUUGGUCGUAGCCUAUGGUUUGGACAUUUACCAAACUCGAGUCUACCCAUCCAAACAGUUUGAUGUCCUGAAGGAUGACUAUGACUACGUGUUGAUCAGCAGUGUCCUCUUUGGCCUGGUUUUUGCCACUAUGAUCACUAAGAGGUUGGCACAGGUGAAACUCCUGAAUCGAGCUUGGAGGUAGACUGGAGACUCCAAGCCCAAGCGGAGAGCUGUGGUAGUCAGCUGAGGUGCUACAGCUGUGGUUUGGCAGAUCGGUGGAACGUGUGUUGGGUUCUGCCGUCUGUUGAAUUGGAGGCAAUGUGGACCUUACCGUAUAACUGCUUUUGAGACACACGGUGCACGAUCCUGUGGAUAAAGACAGCUCAUUCACCCCAACUGAGGAUCUCCAAGCAUCUGAUGGACUCUUCCCCCCACCCCUGCCACCAAAGUCUGAGGCCACUGCCAUUUCUUUUUUUUGCCCAUUUGUGCAUGUUCUGUUUUAAAAUAAGACCUCUAACUGAACCAGGCCAAGUGACCCACCAUUGUAAUCCCAAUGCUCUGCUGGGUUGAGGCAGGAUGAUUGUAAAUUUAAGCUCAGCCUGGGGAAUUUAGUGACUUUUAAAGAGACCCUGACUCAACAUAAAAGGGCAUGGGUGCUGGAGCUGUACCUCACUGAGAAGGCCUGGGUUCAACCCCCAGUACAACAAAACAGAGUAAAACCCUUCAUCUGACUUUUUCCUUUUUAAAAAAUUUUUAUUGGUACCUGCUUACAGUGCCUAACAAUUUACACUCAUCAUGGCUGAUUUUAUUUUUCCUAUGCUGAGGAUCAAACCCAGAGCCUCAUGCAAGCUAGGCAAGGGCGCUAACAUUGGGCUACAUCCCAAGCUUUGUUGUCCUGGUCCCCUAACCCUGUCCCCAUCCCGGGAAUCCAACUCAGGGCCUGGCACUUGCCAGGCAGCUGUGGCGCUGAUGUUCCUCCUUUGCAAGGCCUGUUUAAGUUGACUUCAGCUUGCCUUUUGCGUUCCCCAGUCUUGGAUAUCCCAACUUUUCCCUGUCUCUUGCCGCACAGUUGGUAGGGAGCCUGUUGGCAGCUUUACCUUGUAGGUGCAUUUGCUCCUUGACCUGGACGGGUGGGGAAACACAGGAUCUGUCCUUGGCUGGGGUUUGCCGACUGACGCAGCCUCUGGGGGCUUCUUUCCGAAUCUAUGUGUGAUGUCAAAACUAACUUUAAGCCUCCGGUGCAGUGAUGGUGAAUGUUUUAGAGCUUUCAGUGCUGAGAAGCAGCUGGCUGCAGCACACGUGCCAUAGAUUCCCUGCCGCUGCCUUGCUCUGGUAUCACGCUCUUCUUCCCGAGACAGGGUCUUGCUGUGUGGCUCAUGCUUACCUUGAACUCACUGUGGAGCCCAGGCUGGCCUCAGCUUCCUGAGUACUGAGUACUGGGAUUACAGGUGUGUGCCACCACACGCGGCCCUUGUACUCUCAUAAGGUCAAGCCACCCAGUCUCCAGUUUAUCGGAGCCAAGUUCAUACAGCAUCUUGGUUUGGUGGUCACUGCCUACAUGUUUCUCCUAAGAUGUGUUAGAACAAAGGCCUUUUUCAAACUCUUGAGUUGUCUGAACCUGAAGAGAUUUGUCUCAUUUUGCCCACACUGGCCUAGUCAUCGUAAAACCCAGAGAAAGAUGCUCUAAAAGACCUUAUUUUUAGUUUUGCAUGUGUGUGUGUGUAUGCAUGCGUGUGUGGGUGUGUUGGGGAACGAAUGCACACCCUCCUGUGCGCUACCUCUGAGCUACACCCCUCAGCUAGUUGUAGGUCUAAAUUAGUAUGUCAUUAUAUUUCCUUUAAAAUGAGCAGACUUAAGGCUUACUUAUCUUUUGAGUGUGGUAUUAAGGAUCAAACCUAGGCCCUCACAUAUGCUAGGAAAACACUACCGGUGAGCUCCAUCCCCAGCCCUGGAUCUAACCAUUGAAGCUUAAACGAGAGGAGGAAAAUGGUCCAGGUAGGAAACUGGCCUCUUAUAGAUGCUACAUUGCUAAUUGGCUGGGCUGUGGUGUCCUUCCUGCAAAUUAAAAAGACUUUCCUUGAGGGCCUGGGAUCUAACUCAGUGGUGCUGCUGCCUGCCUCACAAGCACAAUGGACCUGAGUUCAAUCCCCGGUACCAGGAAGAAAAAAUUUUUUUUCCUUAUUUUUCCUUGUUCAUGGAUUUGGGCGAUCAUAAUCACAGGACUUUGCUGUGAAUGUAGGCCCAUAGUGAGAGGUACUGUGUGACAGAAUAAAGUAAAAGAUGAAUGAUUCUGACCUAAGUCCUUUUUGUGUCUUAGGAAGAUCACUUGAAGUCUACCUUUUUUUUGGUACUGGGGAUCAAACUUGGGACGUUGCACUUGUGAGGCAGGUGGCGGAACCACUGAGCUAAGUCUUCAGCCCUCUUGAAGUCUGCUUUUAUAUUGGGAGAAAAAUAGUGCAGAAAUGGAGUGCAUUAGUAAGAAAAUGUGCCAACUUAUUGUAUGAAUUGGUUCAUAUUACUUUAAAACAAAUUUUUUUCAUCUUUCUGUGGUCGUAGGCUGAUGUAGGUUAUAGCCCAGAAGGAAGAAAACUGAGCUGUUUCAUUUUAUAAAUAAAACUGUCAAAUCAUAUUAAUAAAGGAAUGAACACCUGAGUUAUCUCCAGAAAAAAACAGGCUCCUCUUCAUUUUGACUCAAGGCAUCCUUUUUUUUUUUUUUUUGGUACCAGGGAUUGAACUCGGGUCCUUGUGCUUGCAAGGCAGGCCAUCGAACCGCUGAGCUAAAUCCCUGCCCCCGCUUUCUAAGGCAUACUUUUAUAAUGGAACCUGGCAGAAGGGAGUUAGUGCAAGUUAAGAAAUGUGCCCUAGUACCGAGAUAGCGUGGCUGGAGCUGUAACAUCAGCUGUUGUCUUACUGCGUACUCUGCUUGCACAGCCCUGUCUACAAGAGUAGUCUUCAUUCACCUCUGUGCUGGAAUCCCAAAGACUAAGCUAAUGGAAGGGAGGUUUACUUGCCCUUUCAUGAAAUUCCCUGUAUUUUGGCUUUACUGUAGAUUACCUCAAAUCGGGUGCUUAAAAUAGCGAAUGCCCAGCCUUGUCUUAGGUCUGGGGUUUGAACCCAGGUUCUCAUGCCUCAUAGGCAAGAGCUUCACCACUGAACUCGCUGCAGCUCCUCCUGCGGCUUUGGAGACCAUGUUUCCUCAUUUCUCCAAUCCAUUUGCCUUUUUGUCUUUCACUGUGUAUAACCCUCGAGCCCUCUCUUCGUUAAUUAGGUUACUUUGAGGUCCCCCUAACAAUGUUUCAUUUGGAACGAGUGAAUCCUCAGUAUUUUCUAGGCCAGUUUUUAAAGUUAGUUGGAGCAUCAUACUAGAUCUUUUGGCAUAAAGUUUUGCAGCAGUCCCUGCUGGAAAUAAACUGGUUUGUGGCUUUUUUUCUUCUUAGUCUUUGACUUGUAAGAGGAAUCAAUUAUUGAGAUAUGUGCAUCAAUUAAAUGCAGAAUUCCAGCUAGAAAGCUGGGGAUGUAGCUGUGUGAAGAUCUAAUGUUCAGUCCCUCAUCAAACAAAAAAUUCUGG